This is a messenger RNA of Schistosoma intercalatum, 2397 nucleotides long. The record is from the annotation of a GenBank genome assembly. NCBI's taxonomy places the organism in Eukaryota, Metazoa, Platyhelminthes, Trematoda, Strigeidida, Schistosomatidae.
CUGGUUUUGUUUCAACCCGUUACAUAGCAAAUCAAGGCCAUCUUCAGACGACUUCAUAGGGUCCAGGUGUUUGACAAAUGGUAGCUCGCUGUAGUUGGCUGCAUUUUUGAAUAUCAUUCAAUCGAACAUCUUUGGAGAUGGUUCUAGGGGGCGAUCUCGAGGAAGCUCUUUCGGUAUUUGGAGAAUUACGAAAAGGCCCCAAAGCCGAAUACUAUUUUAAAUGGUCUGUUCUCAGCUUCGGUUGCUGUUUAACAAUCCAUCACAUCAUCAGCCCUUGGAUAUUCACACGAUAUAAUAAGUUGUAUCGAAAUCUACCUCGGCCCCAUAGGAUGGAAUGGGAUUCACGUGUAGUAUCGUCAAUACACGCGACUAUUGUUAGCAUUCUGUGUGUUACAGCGCUAGUUACCAAUGCUGAUCUGUGGUAUAAUCCAGCUAUAAGUGUAGCUCAUUCUGGUCUUAUGGCACUAUCGAUUUCCAUUGGUUACUUUUUAUGUGAUGCUAUUUCUAUGCCAUUCUAUUGGCGAAAUAACCAGUUAAUCAUAUUUCUUCUGCAUCAUGCGGCCGCAUGUUUAGCAUUUUUCUAUGUUGUGCGAUAUCGAACCUGCGUAUUUUUUGGUGUUUAUCGACUUACAACCGAGCUAUCUACACCUUUCGUCAACCAAAGGUGGUUCUAUCGUACUAUUGGUUACAAACCUGAUCGCCGAAGAGUCGCAUGCGUAACUUUGAUAUUUGCGAUUUUUUUUAUCAUAACACGUAAUCUAAUGAUUCUACCAUUUUGGUUUAUAGCCUAUAUAUCUUACGGAUCUGAUGUUCAAAAAAUUUGUGCUAGAUCUUUUCCACUUAUUGUUCCUAUUUUCGUAUGUAGUUGCGGAUUACUUGAUUGUUUAAAUAUCCAUUGGGCUUUUCGUACUUGUCGUCUUGGCUAUAAAGCUGCUAAACUAUUAUGGACUGCAGAUUGGCAAAGUGAUAUUUGUAAAGCUCGAGCACAUUUACACAAACGUUUACGUAAUCUCCAACAACGUGUUGCCUUUAAAGCUAAAAAUAAUACGAGUUUAAAACCAACAUUGAUAGAAAACCAUCAUAGUAAUACUUCAUUGAGUGAACAAAUCAGCAGUGGACUAUCCUCAUCGAAUUAUUCUACUUCCGAUAGUGAACUGGAGUCUGUUUAUUCAGAUUUAGAUUUUAAAGUAACUCCUGAAAAUGAUAAAGAUUUGACUAUAUCUAAUUCUAUUUAUCCAAAUUCAUCACAAAAUCUCAUUGAUGAUGAUAUUAAAUUAGUUCAUCGAUCGUGAAAAAAUAAUAGGUUCUAAAUUCCUUAAUUUGAUUUUAUGUAUAAACUAUUUGUCAGUUUUACUGUUUUGCAAACAAGAUCCUGCCAGUUAUUGCAUCACAUAAAAAAAAGAAAGUAAAUUUCUUCAAUAAUUAUUCUGUAUAGUUCGUAUAGAUUAUUUUUAGAUCAACAUGGAAAGUAUCAUUUUUUGUUGUUGUGUAAAAAAAGAACUCAUUUUAUUCUUUCUAUUUACCUUCAAAGUUGUUAUAAUUUAUAUUAUUUUUUUAAAGAAAAGAUAAGUUAAAUAUAGUCGAUCAUUUAUACUAGUUCUUGUUAAAUAAUUAUCAUAACUUAAUUAUAUAUAAAUUGCUUUCUCGGCUUUUGUUUACUUUCCCCUCAUGAGUAAAGAAAUCACAAAUGUAUUAAACGCUUUCCUUUCCCUUUUCAAGAAAAAAAACAUCUCGUUAAAAAAAAUUAGUCUGCGUCAACCUCGAGUUUUAUAAAUAGAAAAUCAAGAAGUUGAACGCACUAACCACUUUACUUUUGAUGGUUUUCUUAGUUUUGAGUGGUCGGUAAUUGAAUAAACCUUGAUACAUACGAAGAUUGAUUCAGCUUUUGUUCAUUCCUGUCACCUGUUGAGCAAAUGAUAUGUUCGUUUGCUCAUCAGAAAGGUAGUGUAUAGCAUAGAAGUCUUUUCUGUAUCGAUAUAGUCGUGAAAAAUUACCUAUUAAACAAGAAGAAAUGUGUUGUCUAUCUGUGCUUGACGGCAAAACACUUUAGAUCGCUUUUUGUAUAUGGUGGAGCUGCCGAGUAAGUAAUGAGAAGAUUACGUAAUAGAAAUGAUAAACUAAUUGAUAACCUUGUGAAUCUUUAUUGAUUGGUUGGUUAAGGUUAAAUGUCUAACUGCGUUAUUUCAAUGUGCAGUGGUACUAAUAUAAACGUUGAUCACACGUAAAUGCGACAUUAAUCUGUAUGUUUAUUGAUCGUUAAAUUAAGCUGCAUCGAUAAAUACCUAGUUCCUUGUUCGAAUUCAUAAAACGAUCUCCAACCAUGGUUUGAUAUAGUAAAUGCAUUGACUGAAAAUUGUUUUUAGUUACAUAUAUUUGCUUAUUCUCUAUAUUUUCUCC